AUAUAUAUAUAUAUAUAUAUAUAUAUGUAUGUAUAACAUGAGAAAAGUAUAUAUAACAUGAGAAAAGUAUCUGUGGGAGAGCAUUAGUAUAACCGACAUGUAACCACCACGUUAGUGCGUGGUGUCUGAUAUCUACCCAACCAGCUAAGUCAUCCUGUACCUUGCCGGGAUACAAGAUGUGAACAUGAACAUGAAUGGAUCCAAAUCCCUCAAUGGGGAAUAUAUGAAGGAAUCGUCCUACUGGGCGGAGCGAUCCUUAUCCUACGUUGGCAUACGUAGUUUCAGUGCACUAGAACCUUCUUCUCUUAAUCGUGCCAUAUAUGCAUUGUUAACCUCAUAUGCCUUGCUGGACAAACAAGCAUAUCCUCGACAUUCCCUGAGUCGGGCUGCACUGAUUACAAGUGGGAGUCCAAUAUUUUUCCUUGAUGCAUCCACAAAUCUCAGUGUGUUCUAUGCUUCGACGGCAGACCCUUCACUUCCCUUUCCACCGCCUCAGGACUGUCUACUAAGAACAACAAUAAACAAGCUGAAGCAAGAGAGGUGUAUCACACCGAAACUUUCAUUUAUCAAGGGAGGGCAGGAGGAUGCAAAAGCGUUUUGAGAAUAAUCAUAUAGAGGAACAAGAUGUUGAAGGAAGUGGCUUCACAAGUGUCAUGGGUUUUGUUUCAUUCCUAGAGGAGAUUAACCAAAGCACGUUGGAGUACUUGAAAUAAGUUGCGUCCAUCCUUCAGUACUGCAGGUUAUGACAGGAAGCAAAUGCCUUCGAACUUACUGUACAAUUAGAUCAGAAACAGUUAUAUCGUUGACAAUAAUGAACAAGCGCGCAUUUCUUAGCUUCAUGUGAAGAAAACUUUUGCAACAAAGGGUCACAUGUAGCAAUCUUAUAUGACUUACUCAGAGCAGUUCUAUCGAUGUGUCACACCCCAAGACAGUAGAUUUACUCAUUCAAAUUUUGUACCAGAAGCCGGCUCAAACUGUUUUUCUUUUGUUGAUACCUUCAAUAUAGAAGAAGUAACUUUGUGUUCUGAACUAGAACUUUUUGUUGUCAGGUUUCUGUUCUUUUCUCAUUUACAUUUGGUUCUGUUGGUGCACUGGCAACGGGAAUUUGUACUUGUUUCCCCUUCUGUUGAGCUAUGCUUUUGUUCUUGUGAAGUACAAAGUUGAGUGUUCAAACAAACUAGUUUAAAAUUAGCAAUGAAUGCUUGCUAAGAAGUGUUUUUUUUGGUGGGCAAAUGGUAA
Molecule: messenger RNA, 1239 nt
Organism: Lycium barbarum (goji berry)
Lineage: Eukaryota; Viridiplantae; Streptophyta; Magnoliopsida; Solanales; Solanaceae
Product: protein transport protein SEC23 D-like
Exons: 3
Coding region: 185-601 (138 amino acids)
Source: RefSeq, a predicted model, not a curated record